Sphaerodactylus townsendi is the source of this 2327-nucleotide messenger RNA. RefSeq names its product nicalin (gene NCLN). Gene Ontology annotation, biological process: regulation of signal transduction. The record is from RefSeq and is a predicted model, not a curated record. NCBI's taxonomy places the organism in Eukaryota, Metazoa, Chordata, Lepidosauria, Squamata, Sphaerodactylidae. Gene Ontology annotation, cellular component: endoplasmic reticulum membrane.
GGACUCCAUUUCCCGACGUGCCUCGCGCCGGCUGAGGCGAUGGUGUGAGAGAGCGAGGGUCGCCGCGCCGCCGCCGCCUGCCUUCCCUCGUCGGUGCCGCCGCCGCCGCCGCCGCGAUGCUGGAAGAGGCGGGCGAGGAGGUGCUGGGCUCGGUGCUGCUGAAGGCCUCGUGCCUGCCGCUCAGCUUCCUGCUGGUGCUGCCGGCCGUCCUGCUGCUGCUGCUGGGCCCGCCGCCCGCCUCGGCCGCCCACGAGUUCACCGUCUGCCGCAUGCAGCAGUACGAGCUGGGCGGGCAGCCCUACGGCACAAGGAAUGCCGUGCUAAACACAGAGGCGCGCACCGUGGAAGCGGACGUGCUGAGUCGGCGCUGCGUGAUGAUGCGGCUAAUAGACUUUUCCUUCGAACUGUACCAGAAGGCCCUCCGCCAGUCAGCUGGCGCCGUGGUGAUCAUCCUGCCGCAGAGCAUGUCGUCAGUGCCUCAGGACGUCAUCAGGCAAUUCAUGGAGACGGAGCCUGAAAUGCUGGCCAUGGAGACCAUCGUGCCGGUCUACUUCGCCAAGGAAGACGACAAGCUUCUCUCCAUCUACGACCAAACGCAAGCAGCUUCUGCAUCCCAAGGCUCGGCCUCUGCUGCUGAAGUUCUCUUGCAUACAGCCACUGCCAACGGCUUCCAGAUGGUGACCAGUGGAGCUCAGGAGCAAAGCUGUUAGCUUGACUGGCAGAUCACCAGCGAUGGAGGUGGAGGGCGGUUGACCGGCCUGGGAGGAGAAGACCUGCCUACUAUCGUGAUUGUGGCCCAUUACGAUCUCCCUUUCAUGCUAGGUCUGCAACCUUGGCUCUCCCACGGGGCCGAUUCCAACGGCAGCGGCGUUGCAGUGCUCUUAGAACUGGCCAGGUUGUUUUCUCGCCUCUACACCUACAAACGGACCCAUGCCGGGUAUAAUUUGCUGUUCUUUGCAUCCGGAGGCGGCAAGUUUAACUACCAAGGGACAAAGAGAUGGCUGGAAGACAACCUGGAUCAUACGGAUUCCAGCUUGCUGCAGGACAACGUGGCUUUUGUCCUGUGCCUGGACACUCUGGGCAGAGGGAACAGUCUUCACCUGCACGUCUCGAAGCCUCCGAAGGAAGGGACCCUUCAGCACGCUUUCCUGAAGGAGCUGGAACUGGUAGUUGCCAGCCAGUUCCCGGAAGUGACGUUCUCCAUGGUGCACAAAAAGAUCAACCUGGCGGAAGACAUGCUGGCCUGGGAGCAUGAGCGUUUCGCCAUCCGCCGCCUGCCGGCCUUCACGGUCUCCCACCUGGAGAGCCACCGAGACGGCCCACGCAACAGCAUCAUGGACGUGAGGGCGCAGGUGGACUCCAGAGUUCUAACCCGCAACACCCGGAUCGUGGUCGAGGCCUUGACGAGGGUAAUCUACAACCUCACAGAAAAGGGGGUUCCUGCUGACCUCCAGGUCUUCACAGAGCAGAUGCAGAUCCAGCAGGAGCAGAUGGAGUCGGUGAUGGCCUGGCUCACCAGCCAGCCGAGGGCCGCUCAGCUGAUCGACAAGGAGAGCACCUUCAUCAGCACCCUGGAAUACUACAUGAGCCGGUACUUGAAAGAUGUCAAGCAGCACCACAUGAAGGCAGACAAGCGGGAUCCAGAGUUUGUGUUCUAUGACCAGCUCAAGCAAGUGAUGAACGCAUACAGGGUCAAGCCUGCCAUCUUUGACCUUCUCCUUGCACUCUGCAUAGCAGCCUACCUCGGCGUGGCCUACGUUGCAGUCCAGCAUUUUGGGCUCCUUUACAAGCUGGUGGAGAGGCUGUCCCUCAAGUCCAAGCAGCAGUGACCGGAGCUUCCUCCUUUCCAAGUCGAGCCGUCGGACGGAGCCCCUCGCAGCCGUCUUCUCCCCGGUUGGAUUCCACCGCUGCCACUGGUUGCUGCUCCCCGCCACCUCUGCCCAGUGGAAUGGAAGAAGAGGCUCAGAAUCCGGGACGCUCUUCCAUUCUCGGCACCCUGCGGUCCUGUGUUCCCUCCCCACUGCUGCCGGGGCCACCUGCAGAUACGCCACCGCUCUUCCCAGACUGAUCACGUACGGGGAAGCUCUCCUCACUGUCGGAAAUCGCUCUGUCAACAAAGACAGUUCUGUAUUUGUGAUGCUACUGAACUAGGAGGGAAAACUCUUUCCUAUCUCCAGCUUGGGAGGCAGAAAUCUGGGGGGCCAGUUUUGGGGCCCGCCUGUCAGAAGAGAGGACUCGGAAAGGAGCAGUCGGGGUGGGGGGGAUCGUGUUGGGUUUUUUUAAGUGCACAUGUAAAUUAAAGGACUACUAAGAGGUUUCUCCCUUCA